AUGCAGUGGCCUUUGUCGAUGAUUGAAUAUAGCAUCGACAAGCCCCAAAUCCUUCAAUUCGAGGACGUACAAGUUGAGCUUAAAAGUGUGCCAUUUACACCAGCACCAUAUGAGCCUUCAGAAAAACCGCCCGUUCGGGAUAUAGUGCGGCGAAUGUUAAGGAGUGCGCGGAGGAUUCCCGUCCGAGAGUUGGACCAUAUGCGCGACCAUCCAGAAGACAUGGAGUGGUUGGAGAGGAAGGUGAAGCCCAGAUUCUGGACAAACUUUCUGGAGCAGUUGAGAAAUAUUGAGAAGACUAGAGAGUGGGAGGAGGAACAGAGAAUCAUGCGAAGGGAGUUUGAAGAAGAAGAAGCGAAGCAGAAGGAAAUUGAGAGCAUGGGAGAUCGCUAG
Aspergillus luchuensis is the source of this 390-nucleotide messenger RNA. RefSeq lists its product as uncharacterized. Lineage: Eukaryota; Fungi; Ascomycota; Eurotiomycetes; Eurotiales; Aspergillaceae. The record is from RefSeq and is a predicted model, not a curated record. The transcript has a single exon. Bases 1 to 390 code for a protein of 129 amino acids.